This is a messenger RNA of Chlamydomonas reinhardtii, 2559 nucleotides long. RefSeq lists its product as uncharacterized. The record is from RefSeq and is a predicted model, not a curated record. The transcript is spliced from 14 exons. Lineage: Eukaryota; Viridiplantae; Chlorophyta; Chlorophyceae; Chlamydomonadales; Chlamydomonadaceae. The coding region runs from base 99 to 1448 and encodes 449 amino acids.
CACUAAUGGGUGCAGUAUGAUCCAAUGGCCCACCUCGCGCGCCAAGUCUUGUGGAAGAGACAAGCUCGGGGAACAAUAGUCAUUGUUGGAAUGUAGAAAUGUUAAGUAUAGUUUCUUGGAUAGUCCUUGUGGCGUUUGUCGCUGCUGACAAGCUAGAAACCUGCGACCUCCAUCCCAAAAUAGAGGAGCGCAUUGUCAAGGACACAGCAGCCUGGGGGGACGCGGGCAUCACCGAGGACCUCGUCAAGUCAGUUAGCAAGCAUUGCGAUACAGAGGCUCGAAUCCGCCAGCAUUAUUGUAACUGCCAGCCGCAGCGCAUUCUAAUCGAGAACGGCACGGUGUAUUUGAACAACCUCAUUCCCCGGCACCGCCUGGGCCCCCACGAGCACAUCGGGCUGCUGGUGGAGCUGUACGAAGUCAGCCAGGUGUACAAGCUCCCAAACGUGGAGUUCACCUACUGGCUAGAUGACCACCCGCCAGGGGAAACGAACUACGUGUUUUCAGGCUCCGGCCCGCACGGCGCCCCUCGCGCCACUGCCUGGCCCUACGAGCCGCGCGGCGGGCUGCCGCCCAUGGUGGCCUGGAGCAAGAGCGCCGACAACGGCGUGUUGAUGGUGCCGUACAGCGGCGCGUUCAGGUGUGCCAAGGACAGCUUUGACGCACUGGAGGCCAGCCUGCACCAGACAGCCGGGGUGGCCUGGGCCGACAAGCUGCCGCUGGGCUUCGGCCGCUGGAACGGCUUCUGCACCUACUACUACGGCAUGGGGCUGGUGCGGUCGGAGGACGGCCAGGCCGUGCCCUGCCCCAGGACCUACCUCAACAAUGUGUCUGCGGCCCACCCCGACCUGUUGUCGGCCUUUGACCUGGGCGUGGCCAAGCCGGUGCCGCUGGCGCACCAGAACCGUUACAAGUACAUUAUCUCCACGGAUGGCUGGUCCAUCAGCUCCAAGUUCGACAAGUACCUAUUGCUGGGGAGCACUGUGUUCAAGGCCGCCUCCAUUCGGGACGGCUUCUAUUACGAUGCCCUGGAACCCAACGUGCAUUUCGUUCCCUUCAUGGUCAAACACAAAGACGACAUUGUCGAGGCCCUUCAGUGGGCGCGGCAGCACGACGAGGAGGCCCGGCGCAUGGCGGAGGCGGCGCGGGAGUUCGCCCGCAAGCACCUCAGCCGCCCGGCACGGCUGUGCUACCUGUUCCGGCUGCUCACACACCUCAGCAAGCAGUACAGGUACCCGGUGAGCUGCUCCCGCCGCAAGCUGUGUGUGCCUCUGGCUCAGGAGCUCCGAUACUAUGCGCAGGACGAGAAGACCAAAGACACCUGCCCGUACGACGAGCUGUUUGACAAGUACGGCGCUACCGACCCGCUGGCGGCGCCGGACGCGGACAGGCUGCGCGAGGUCAGCGUCAUGCACUUGGACCCGCUGCACUGGCCGCGUGAUGACCUGUGAGGGCUGGUGAGGCCGUGGGAGUGAGAGCUGAUAAGAGGGAUGGGGGUGUUGUGCCUGUGUGUCGCGCCAUGGCGCGUGCUGACAGGCGUGACGCCUGGGACCGUGUGGGAGUGAUGAGGCAAAGCGACUGAUGAAUGAGGCUGUUGCGUCGUCAAAGUCGUGCUAGAUCAAGGCCUGUCCAGGUCAGGUCACGGGAAUGUGAUGCUGAUUGCGGAAGAAGUGCCUUGGUUUGGCCCCCGUGAAAACACCGGGUGGUGCAGGGCGUCUGUGUGGACGCAAUGUGUGAGGCAGGCAGUCUGCCUCAAACAGCCUGCAUCAGCUGCCCCGGUUUUAAGGCCGUGAGCUCGAGUGCGUGAAUCACUAGCAGGGCGCAGCUGGACUAUAUGCUCAGUUGGACAUGAGGUGACAAAGGUUUGAACAACCAUUCUUGUGCAUGGUCUCGUUGACCGGCGGGGCAGGGCGGCAAUCCAGACCACUUCCUUGAAUGGGCCCGAGUUGUUGCGAGGUAGUUCCAAAACCUUGGCCUCAGCAUGCACCAACGCAGUGUGGGCGCAGCCCACUGUUCCCUUGAGAGGGAGCGCCACCUUUCUUGUCGCAGUUGGCUCUGGGGUGUACCAUCCUUGCGGGAGGCCAGGCAUUUGGCGGGGUCUAGAUGUGCCGGUGAACAAGUACGGUACAUGAAGGAUUGCAGGACCAUGUCCCGCCCGCCCCUCCCCCCAGUAACCCAGUUGAUAGGUAUGGUUUUAAGAUGGCAUGGGUGGGAAAGGGACACACAAGGCUAGGGGAGGUGGAGUGAGUGUUGGCGAUAGGCCAUUAGCCAAGCUUGGCGUCGACCUGUCAAAGUUUAAGGCCUUCUUGUUUGUGGUCUUGUUGACCGCCCAACGAUUGUUCAGUAUAAGGGUGACAGGGUGCGGCCGUGUUAGGGGCUGCGGGCUGGUGAGCAGAGGACAGGAGGCUUCGGUGGUCGACAGGUGGGGUCACGGGUCACCUGGUGGUCGAAGGUGGUCGAGUUCCAGGAUGACUGCGACGCUGGCUUUGACUGCUCACGGGUGCGCGCACAGCAGCUCAGGAACAGCAUGAGCCUGCUCCACUGCCGAGUACCCUCCUUCGA